UUAUAUUCGGUGUAAAAGUCGUGCAAACAUUUUUCAUUCCACUUGAUCUUCUUAUCUGUAAGAAACUGGACACGCGCUUGCGUUCUCAGACUGCAAUUUUAACAGUAGUUGAAAUAUGCAUUCCAUUUUUCAGUUAGUAUUUCUUUUUGGAUUUGUUCAGGGUCGUGGAACCACGUGCUGCACGGACGGCUGGCUGGCAUUCGAAGGCUCUUGUUACACGUUUGGUCGCGACAUCUCAUCCUUCACGGUGGCGGAGCAAUACUGUCGUCAACAUGGUGGCCACCUUAUUCACGUAGACAAUGCCCAUGAAAACAACUUCAUCAAGGAUCGCCUACGGGACCUGAAAUCAGGUAACUAUUGGACGGGUCUCACGGACGAGGACAUUGAAGGGGAGUGGAUCUGGUUUGACACGGACUCGAACGCAACAUUCUUAAACUUCUACGCGGGCUAUGGCCAUAACAUCAAUCUUGACUGCGCCAUAUUCAACUACGGUGUGGACUUUUCCUGGACCGAUAACGACUGCAGUACAGCUAACGCCAAACCCGCAUGUGAGCGCUCAAGUGAAACUUGCUCCUGCGAGUCAUCGUCCGCCAAUAUGAUUGUUGGUUAAUAAACAAACUAUUUCUUGUUUAAACACAAUCAUGAAAUGCGCUUGCUUUUUUUUAAUUCAAAGCUGCGUCUGUUUCUGUGUCACACAACAUAACGGUUAAUAAAGCCAGUAAUUUUA
Molecule: messenger RNA, 727 nt
Organism: Dreissena polymorpha
Lineage: Eukaryota; Metazoa; Mollusca; Bivalvia; Myida; Dreissenidae
Product: asialoglycoprotein receptor 2-like
Exons: 6
Coding region: 116-610 (164 amino acids)
Biological process (GO): biological process involved in interspecies interaction between organisms
Cellular component (GO): external side of plasma membrane
Molecular function (GO): carbohydrate binding
Source: RefSeq, a predicted model, not a curated record